GAGCUUGCACUCUCGGCCCUCCAGGGCCCAGCUGCCCAAGUCCGCCAGCCGUUACAAGCAAGAAGGUGCUUUUCGCAGCUUCCAUGCAUACCGGACAACCGUGCCCUUGAUUCCCAUAAUCCCUCUUUGUCGCACUUCCCAGUCCCAUCUAACCAUCUAACCAUCUAACCAUCUAACCAUCUGGCCGUCUGGCCAUCCGGCUACUCUUCUUGAUUCCCCGUUGCCACAUGCCCGUCCGUUUACGAAAGUAACGCUCCUCGCCUACCAUCCGUCGCCCGUCCGCUCGUCACCGCCCGCCAACAACCGUCAACGUCCGUCCGUCGACAUCCGUCAACGUCCGUCCACAAGUCCGUCCGUCAACCUCGCGCCCCCAAACCUCCUUACGCGAUGCCGUUGAUGCUACUAGUAGGCGGGUCGGACCCGGGGGAGGGCUUAUCCGCGCGGGAACAGGCCGCGGAGGCGGAGGAGGCGGAGGCGGCGUUCUUGGCGAGACAGGGGGGGGGAAGAGCAGCGCGCGACGCUGUCGCUGUUAAUCCAGGGUGUGGUCGUCGUCUGAUCGCGCCGUGUCAGUGCCGCGGCACGCAGAGGUUCGUGCACCGCGCCUGCCUCGAUGCCUGGAGGGCCGCCAAGGAGGGGUUGGCAUUCUCCCGCUGCUCUGAGUGCAAGACUCCCUUCUUCCUCCGCCCUCACUUGGCGCGGGACCGCUCCUGGCACCGACUGCGGUUCAGAGCGGUGCUGCUGAGGGACCAUGCUGCACUCUUCACCAUCGUUCAGCUGCUGGUGGGAGGGUUGGGCGCGCUCACAUACCGGGCGUUUGGGCCGCAGCUCAGGGACGCGCUGGGCUUCCAAGACCGCCCCCAAGAGUUCUUCUCCUUCACUGCGACCCUGCUUGCCCUUCUGGGGCUUGUGUACGGGGCUCUCGUGUCAGUGCUGUGCAGCGACUGGAUCACAGAGAGGCAUGCGCACGUGCUGCACAGACGGCAGCUCACCAAGGAGUUUGUGGUUGUGGAUCUGAGCAGGUGCGCCUGUCCCACUCCCCUGCUUCCUGACUUGGCACAUGAGCUCGCCUCCCUUGGACUCAUGUGACCCGUGAUGCAGCAGCAGCAGCAAGUACAGGUGACUAACUUAACUGAAAUGCCAUAUGCGGUUGGCGACUUAAUCAGAGCACCAGGCAUGCCCACUAGCUGCUCCAGCAAGCAUGCACUUGUACAGAAGAGGAAAAUUCGAACUUGGGGCAGGCUUGCUCCCUUGAUUAUUUUCCAACAGAGGAGCAGGAGGGGAGGGGAGGUCCUACACACACAAAGGGAUGGUGCUAACUCAGCUCAAAGAGUUGGCAGUAGUGAUGUGGCUGGCUGGCUCUCGCUCGCAGCACCAUUCUCUAUGCCAGGCAGUCAUGCUGGCAAUGGCAUUCCUGGGUCCGUCCGUCCUCGUCAUACUUGUGAUAUAUGAAGUUUUGCAUUCCUGCAAGUUCCGUUUUUGGUGUAGCUAGCAGUAUCGAGUUUCCCAGUAAGCAACCAUGCCCGAGUGAUGAUGUCAGCAAAGCAUCGCGGGUCUAGGGAAUGACGUCAGCAUACCGCUUCAGUUACCGAAUAGUAAUGAGUCGCUUCAGUCACGCGAACAGUCGCGACCCUAUAGUAUGACAAAUAGGUCGCAUAGCGCGCAACUAGCCGAACAGGUACUUCCCUAGAGCUAUAAAUCCUUGUAAUGCCUUUCUAUUAUUAAC
Closterium sp. NIES-67 is the source of this 1723-nucleotide messenger RNA. The record is from the annotation of a GenBank genome assembly. NCBI's taxonomy places the organism in Eukaryota, Viridiplantae, Streptophyta, Zygnematophyceae, Desmidiales, Closteriaceae.